Molecule: messenger RNA, 1569 nt
Organism: Botrytis sinoallii
Lineage: Eukaryota; Fungi; Ascomycota; Leotiomycetes; Helotiales; Sclerotiniaceae
Exons: 2
Coding region: 1-1569 (522 amino acids)
Source: RefSeq, a predicted model, not a curated record
AUGAAUAUAUCCCCUGAAGAGUCUGUUACCUGUCAUAGAUAUCUGGAUGCUUAUACUUGUCUACCCAUAGCACCAUUUGCCGACCGUAUGACCUCCACAAUUGGGAAGGAAACGACAACUAAUGCUACAGCUAUAGAUUCGAAUAACACCAGAAGCACGGUGAACUCAGGAUGGACUCAAAGCCCAGAUGGACGAGGCAGCUUUGACAUACUCUGGAACUGUGCCUCUGUUAUGAUAUUAUGCUCCUGGUCGAUACUCUGUUUAAAUCUUCCUGCUCCAGGCGAAACUAUCUUUGUGAGUAUCUGCCGGCGAUUGUGGCUUACGGCUCUCGGUUUUCUUGGCCCCGAAUUCACCCUGCAAGCAGCAAUCGGGCAAUGGGCAGCAGCUAGGCAGUCAGUUGAGGAAUUUAGAGGGGCUGGGAUUGAGGGCUGGGAAAUGAUACAUGCCUUCUUUGCAAAUGCUGGAGGGUUUGUACUCAAGACUUCAGAUCAUCCGGAUUAUUUCGUUCCUUUGAACGCAAAGCAAUUGCUACACCUUGUUAAAAGCGAAUACGUUCUCUUGGAUUCGACUGAGAACAUUAAGAAAACUGUUAAGGAUCGGAAUAAGACAGAUGGUGUUCUUCGUGCCAUUACGAUCCUCCAAACGACCUGGUUCAUGGUGAACUUUCUUACCCGCUUGAUAGAACAUCUACCCGUCACUGGAUUGGAAAUUACAACAGUGGCAUUUAUAUUGUGCGCCUUGGGUACUUCUGUGUGUUGGUGGUAUAAGCCUGCAGACGUAACUACCCCGGUAAUCAUCUCAUCUCAAUUCACCAUCGCCGAGAUCCAAAACGGUGCCGCAGUGACCAGACAUGACCACUCACCUCUUGAUUGUAUUGUCUCACGUCAAGAAUGGCCCUGGUCACGCUCCUGGCAACAUUGGAUCAAUAUCCUCCGGUGGAUGAGAAUCGAGAAAGUCCUCUUUGUCGAGUACGCGAAUGAAGCCGGCGACGGCACUUAUAUCACGAGAAUUGAGAAUACAUAUUGGUACGAACUAAAUGGGGGUUAUAUGUCGACUUUUGCAUUAAUGUCUAUCAGCUAUCCUGUCAUUUUCUUAUCAUCCUGGAACGAGACGUUCCCAACACAUGUCGAACAAUUUCUUUGGCGCAUCUCAUGCGUUGCACUUGCAGCUACUAUUGUUAUAUAUUUUGUGGUAGUGGUGUUAUGGUGUUCCGAAUCAGAAGAAGAACGGAAAAUCCGGCGAGAAAUAUGGGAACAGAAGGCUGCAAGAAGACAAAGAGUCUCUUCUGAACAGCUACAUGGCGCAUCUCGAUUCAAUCAACUCUUACACAAGACUACAAGUCUCCAGUGGUUGUAUGAUUCUAAAGCCAAAAUAAUCAACAAUUCCAAAACAAAUGAUCCUUUACUCGACGUCAACCCGAAAGCCCAAGUAAGCAUGUAUGUUUGCGCCUUUAUAUAUUGUUGUGCCAGGACAUAUCUUUACAUAGCGGAUCUGACGCAAUUGAGGUCGAUGCCCAAAGGCGCCUAUGAAACUGUACAUUGGCCAAGUUGGUUCCCUCACAUUGAAUGA